AUGCAAUUGCGCACGUUGCUGACCGUGCGCCGCCUCUCGACGGCCUGUGCCCGUGCUCCUCCUCUCGCCCAACGUCACGGCCGUCGAGAGCUGCAGUUCGUGACGUCCGACGCGAUCGACCACCGAUUGCCGCGUGGUUUAACGGCGGCAGACGACGACGCGCGGCCCGUGAACCUCAUUCAAGACGAAGAAAGUGCGCGUCGCGUCCUGGCGAUCAUCCAAUCGCUGGGCCCUAACCACUUUCACGCGUGCGACACGGAAGUCGCCCAGAUUGACGUCAAGGCCGUCGGACCCGUGGGCAAUGGGAUCGUUACGUGCCUCUCGCUCUACAGCGGCCCAAAUGUGGACUAUGGCAACGGUCCCUACGUCUGGGUCGACAACCUCGACAGCGCUGAAGGGACGCUGCAGUACUUUAAAGAGUUCCUGGGGAGCACGAGGUACAAGAAGGUCUGGCACAACUACAGCUUUGACCGCCACGUGCUGUUUAACCACGGCAUUAACGUCCAAGGGCUGGGCGGAGACACGAUGCACAUGGCGAGACUGUGGAAUACGGCGAGGUUCCAGAACGGCGGCUACUCGCUCGAAGCGUUGACGGCUGAUUUGCUGCUGCAGAGGAAGAAACCCAUGAAGGAGCUCUUUGGGAUCCCCAAGCUCAAGAAGGACGGGUCCAAGGGGAAAGAGCGAAUGAUGCCGACUGUUGAGGAGCUCCAGCGGUUCCCCGAGUCUAGGAAGCGCUGGAUUCGGUACAGCGUGUACGACGCCGAGAGCACGUGGUUCUUGCAUCGCGUGCUGCAGGAUAAACUGGACCGGACGUUUUGGUUUGAAGAGACGGCGACGAGAGACGAAAAGGAGCCGCAGCGUGGAUCGAUGUACGACUUUUAUUGCCAGUACAUUAUCCCGUUUGGCGAGUGUUUGACCGACAUUGAACGCAAUGGCAUGCACGUGGAUCUCGACUACCUCGCGGGUGUCGAGAAAGUUGCACUGGAAGACCGUGCGCGUCUUGAACGACUCGUGUUGAAGUGGGCGUCGCGCUACUGCGACGAAAGUGAACGGCUGAAUAUCUUUAGCGCAGCACAGAAACAGCAGCUGCUGUUUGCACCGUAUUUUGACAAGAAGAAGAAGCAACUUGUGCUGCCAGCUGAACGCGAGUUUGAAGUGGAGAACACGGAAGGCUACAUUGAAGAAGGGAAGCUGAAAGCAAAGAAGAAGCGCAGUAUCACCAUUCGUGGGCUAGGCAUUCCGCCAACGCAUUUUACCGCGAGCGGACUUCCUGCAGCCAGUGCUGAAGUAUUGAAGGAGCUGGCAGGUCAUCCCAACGCAAAUCCUCCGAAGUACGGUCGGGCAUACGACCAUUUUGAGGAUAAGGAAGAAGGUGCUGCAGCAUGCGUGGCACUGAAGGCACUUUUUGACAUCAGCAGCAUCAACACAAUGCUCAAUAACUUCAUUCUCCCGCUCCAGCAGCUCGCAGAUAGUAACAGCCGCGUGCAUUGCUCGUUGAAUCUCAACACAGACACAGGGCGUUUGUCAUCACGGAAGCCAAAUUUGCAGAACCAACCUGCGAUAGCCAAGGAUCGCUACAAAAUUCGCGAUGGGUUCACAGCCCCGCCAGGCAAGAAGCUUAUCGUGGCCGAUUAUUCGCAGCUGGAGUUGCGGCUUAUGGCGCACAUUACUCAAUGCAAAGCUAUGAUUGUGGCAUUCAGGGCUGGAGGCGACUUUCAUUCACGCACGGCAAUGGGAAUGUAUCCAUAUGUGGCGAAGGCGGUGGAGAACGGUGGGGCACUUUUGGAAUGGGAUUAUUCUGGCGGCGAGGAACCCCCGGCACCGUUACUGAAGGACAAGUUUGGCAACGAGCGCCAGAAUGCCAAGGUGCUCAAUUUUUCGAUAGCUUACGGUAAGACUGCAUUCGGUCUGUCAAAAGAUUUCAACGUUUCUCGUAAAGAAGCAGCGGAGACUUUGGAAAAGUGGUACGCGGACCGAGCGGAAGUGCGUGACUGGCAGAAGCAAGCCAUUCACACGGCCCGAACAUGCGGCUACACUCGCACGCUACUGGGGCGGUAUCGUCGGCUUCCCGACGCCAUGCUGACUGAUGACAGCGUGGCAUCGAAGAAAUCUCGAGGUCACGCAGAGCGUGCUGCCAUCAACACUCCGAUCCAAGGUGCGGCUGCCGAUGUCGUGAUGCAAGCUAUGCUUCUUGUGCAUCAGAACCCGAGGCUGCGCCAACUUGGUUGGAAGAUGGUAUCUCAAAUCCAUGAUGAGAUCAUUGUGGAGGGACCCGAGGAGUCGGUAGAUGAGGCGAUGAAAAUUGUUGUGUAUUUGAUGGAGAACCCGUUCGAAAAGCCUCUAUCUGUAGACCUGCUGGUGGAUGCUAAGGUGGAUGAUUCCUGGUUUAAGGCCAAAUAG
Molecule: messenger RNA, 2400 nt
Organism: Peronospora matthiolae
Lineage: Eukaryota; Oomycota; Peronosporomycetes; Peronosporales; Peronosporaceae
Source: the annotation of a GenBank genome assembly